AUGACAUCUGAGGUGACGAUUCCCGACAGCGAAAAGAUUCGCAUUGUUUCGGAUUUUCUUCAACAUGCACCACCAGGAGAAUUUAACGAGGUGUUCAAUGCUGUACGAAUGUUGCUCAACAAUGAUCAGUUAUUGAAAGAAGGUUGCUCGCAAGCUGUGGUGAGGUACAACGAAAGCCAGUUUGCCCCGGUGAAGCUCGAUGGAGUUGAGAAACAGACUCUAAUCACAGCAUUCAACGAUAUCGGAGGCGGACGCUACGUGGAUGAUGCCUCAAAGAAGUCGUUCAAGUACGAUCACCUUCGCAAAGAAGCUAGCGACAUCCAACCCUAUCCUGCUGAAUCAACUGCGUUAGAAUCGUGGCGAGCAGCGUUGCAGAAAGAACUGGACAUUUAUAUUGAAGAGCACUAUGCUAAAUCAGGGAUCGGCUGUGUGUUUGUGCGUAAUGGGAAUUUCACUAAUGGUCGCUGGCGAUCUGAGUGGAAAAUUCCUGUCGGUGACGGUAAGAUGGGUGCUCAGGAGCUUAUCGGGAACGUCAAAGUACAGGUACACUAUUACGAAGAUGGAAAUGUUCAACUAUUUUCUGAAAAGGAUUUUAGCGUAAAAAUACAAGUAACAAGCGACGUUGACAAAACGGCGAAGGAGAUCCUACAGUCUAUUCGGGAUGAAGAGGGAAAGUAUCAGCAUGCUGUACAAGAGAACUACGCAUCGAUGUCCGACAACACUUUCAAAGCACUGCGACGACAGCUGCCGAAUUUCCAUAAACCUCGAUGA
Messenger RNA from Angiostrongylus costaricensis, 771 nucleotides. The record is from the annotation of a GenBank genome assembly. Lineage: Eukaryota; Metazoa; Nematoda; Chromadorea; Rhabditida; Metastrongylidae.